CAAACACACUUAAAACCCUUUCCAUACGUUCAAGUUUCAACCUAGUUAUUUUUAUAUUAUAAUGGCAACUGCUAAGCCUUUGCUUGCUUCACUUGUCAUCUCUCUUCUUCUUCUUCUUCAUCUUGUGGAAGCUGAUAACAUGGUGAUAACAGAUGCAGCACUUGGCUCUCCCUCUCCGCAAAUCGACUGUGGUGGAGCAUGCAGCGCCAGGUGCCGUUUAUCCUCCAGGCCACGACGGUGCAAGAGAGCUUGCGGAACCUGUUGUGCACGUUGCUACUGUGUUCCUCCAGGAACUGCUGGUAACUACGAAGUCUGCCCCUGCUACGCCAGUUUAACCACCCACGGCGGCUGACGCAAGUGCCCUUGAAACAGCCCACCUUUUCUAAUUUUUCCCUCCUGCAUGCCACUGCUGGUUGCAUGAAGUAGAUAUCUAUCAUUAUCAAUAAAAAAAUGAAGCCGUUGUUAAUCACGGUUGUAAAGAUCUAUGUUGCUGUUGUUGAGUAAAAAAUAACAAUGAAGGUUUGUAAGCUUUUUCUUGUAUUACUUUCAGAGAAGAAACAUUUGAAUCACAAGGA
This is a messenger RNA of Mangifera indica (mango), 575 nucleotides long. RefSeq names its product snakin-2-like. The record is from RefSeq and is a predicted model, not a curated record. The coding region runs from base 62 to 352 and encodes 96 amino acids. The transcript has 3 exons. Lineage: Eukaryota; Viridiplantae; Streptophyta; Magnoliopsida; Sapindales; Anacardiaceae.